GACUUCUAAAUUUCAUUCCAACCAAAGCCAAACACUUAUUCCAACUACUUUCCACAAGUGCUUGUUUCUCCAACAUGGAUAAGAUAAACAAAUUGGUGUCCCAGAGAGCAGUGGUGAUCUUCAGCACUAGCUCGUGUUGUAUGUGCCACACAGUGAAGAGGCUAAUAUGUGAGCUUGGUGUGAACCCUGCGGUUUACGAGCUCGACGAGGAAGAUCGAGGGAAGGAGAUGGAGAAGGCUUUGUCUAAGCUUCUAAAUCGAACCCCUUCUGUGCCUGCUGUGUUCAUUGGUGGCAAACUUAUUGGAUCAACAGAUAAGGUUAUGUCUCUACAUCUAAGUGGCAAGUUAGUCCCCCUCUUAAGAGAUGCAGGAGCCCUUUGGCUUUAACUCUAUCAGACAUAUAUAGUAAUAAUAAUAAUAAUAAUGACAGACUUUCAGUGAAAGGCUAAGUAAGUUACUAUAGAUAUAUGAGUGCUUAAGUUACGUUUGUCUCCCUUCUCUCCUCCAUCUUUAUGUGUUUCUCAACUCCUCGGUUUUGCAAGGAAAGAAACACCAAGUUAUUAACUUCAGAGUGUUUGCUAAUGAAAUGGUUCAUAUGGGAAGAAAGAGGAAGGAAAUGUAUUACUUUCUUACUUCUGUGCAUGAAUGGUUCUGCAUUUCUUCUGAAUUUGCAGUAUUUUGUUGAUUUGUUAUGAAUCCAAUGAAGUCAGGAUUAGAAGAACA
Molecule: messenger RNA, 722 nt
Organism: Dendrobium catenatum
Lineage: Eukaryota; Viridiplantae; Streptophyta; Magnoliopsida; Asparagales; Orchidaceae
Product: glutaredoxin-C1
Exons: 1
Coding region: 75-386 (103 amino acids)
Source: RefSeq, a predicted model, not a curated record